AUGUGCACAAAAGCUUUACAUCUUGAAAUUGUUUCAAGUCUCACUACAAAUGCCUUCUUGGCUGCUUUUAGACGUUUCAUCUCACGCAGAGGACCCUGUACCGAUUUAUACUCGGAUUGCGGGACUACGUUCAUAGGAGCUUCUAAAGAACUACAAGCUCUUCAUCACCGUUCAGAAACCUCUUUGUCUGAUGACCUUGCUGAAACGUUGCAUAAUGAUGGAACAAAUUGGCAUUUUAUACCACCUGCUUCACCUCAUUUUGGAGGUUUAUGGGAGGCAGGUGUAAAAGCAACAAAACAUCAUCUACGUCGUAUAAUGCGCGACCGUGUGCUUUCCUUCGAAGAACUAUCAACACUUCUGUGCCAAAUUGAGAGCUGCCUAAAUUCGAGGCCACUAUGCCCGCUUUCAAAUGAUCCAUCUGAUUUAAACGUGCUAACACCUGCCCAUUUUUUGGUUGGUGAACCUACAACUUGUAUACCGGAUGAAGAUUUGCUUGACACAAAUAUUGACCGCUUGACAAGAUGGAAACAAGUCGAAAAAUUAAAGCAACAUUUUUGGCAGCGUUGGUCAAAGGAGUACCUUUGUCGAUUACAAUCGAGACCUAAAUGGAAUACUGUUAAACGAGAGGCACAGGUUGGUGAUAUGGUUUUACUGUUGCAUGAGCACUUUCCCCAGGUUCGUGGCCACUAG
Calliphora vicina (urban bluebottle blowfly) is the source of this 690-nucleotide messenger RNA. RefSeq lists its product as uncharacterized. NCBI's taxonomy places the organism in Eukaryota, Metazoa, Arthropoda, Insecta, Diptera, Calliphoridae. The coding region runs from base 1 to 690 and encodes 229 amino acids. Gene Ontology annotation, molecular function: nucleic acid binding. The record is from RefSeq and is a predicted model, not a curated record. The transcript has a single exon.